Molecule: messenger RNA, 1268 nt
Organism: Aspergillus welwitschiae
Lineage: Eukaryota; Fungi; Ascomycota; Eurotiomycetes; Eurotiales; Aspergillaceae
Product: protein SYS1
Exons: 2
Coding region: 221-883 (220 amino acids)
Biological process (GO): Golgi to plasma membrane protein transport; protein localization to Golgi apparatus; Golgi to endosome transport
Cellular component (GO): trans-Golgi network; Golgi membrane
Source: RefSeq, a predicted model, not a curated record
CCACGUCAUACAACCUGAGGAGUUUUGCCCUGGAAUAUUUCCUUCCGGAUCGGCGUUAUUCAGGGACGCUUUAACCAGACCUGACGUCUCGCAAAACACCCAUCCAGUUCGAUAAGUUUGCGGUCAAGCACACUGCACACUCCCCGACCACCGCAGUUCGGGGGCCCUCCAACACAUCCAACCUAAUCUAAUCGCCUAUUCACAUUAAAAUACACAAUUCAUGCCCCCACGCCGCCGGGCCCCUCGAGCGGGCUCUCGAACUGACCUUCCACCACUGAAGAUUGUCCGGAAGAUCCUCCUCCUUCAAGUCGCCUACUAUGUCACCGCCACGGCUCUCAUCCUCUUUACAACGGUCGUCUACGGCACGCCCUUCUCCCUCGACCUUGUCUUCAGUUGGAAUGCCCUCCGCGGCGAUACUACCAUUGGAUGGAUGCUUGGCUUGGUGUGGUUGUUGACUAGUGGGAUUGGGGUUAUAUUCCUCCUUCUUCUCGUCGCUCGGUCCAAGCUUAUCCCCGACUUCGCCCUAACCCUACACUUCCUCCACCUCAUCGCUACAACCUUGUACACGCAUUCCGUGCCCGCGAAUUGGCUCUGGUGGGGCCUGCAGGGUGCGAGUGCCGCGUUCAUGACAUUCUUGGGCAUUUGGGCCUGUCGUUGGCGGGAACUGCAGCCUAUCAGUUUUGGUGGUAUUGGCGGAGGUAGCAGCAGUGGUGGUGGUAUAUCUGCUGGAGCUUCAGGCGGUGGUGAGGCGCAGAGCGGUGCUGGCGGUGAGGAGUCAUUCUCACUGUCGAGGGGUAGAGGAAGGGGACGAGGCUUGCGCGAUAGUAGCAGUGGCGGGGAUGAGUAUGAGAUGGUGGAAAUGAAGGGUGACGCGGCAGUAUAGAUUUCUUUUUUUUUCCCUUCUUUUUCCCUUUUCUAUGUCAUGACCUUAUCACCCUAUGAUCUCCUUUAUUGACCUUGAGUACGUGAGACUAUCACUGGAUGUGGUUAUGGUCUUUUUCACGUUUGCUCUUAUUCCUUUCUCAUGUAUACCCUAGCUGGCUGGUACCUGCAUUGGUGGCGUUGUUGGAUUGGAUUGAUGCCAAUUACUUCUUUUCAUAUUGUGAUCCUUGAUGUGUUGAUUUUGAAUUCUUACUUUGUGAAAUAUAUAUUCAUCCUGCUGUGGCGAUCAAAAGGACUUAGAAGGCACUGGCGUCUAUAUCCAGAUGUACUACUUUAGUACAUAGCGCGGCAUUAGAACAAGGACCAUAGAUUAUAGUCAAAAAGAG